Molecule: messenger RNA, 3405 nt
Organism: Castor canadensis (American beaver)
Lineage: Eukaryota; Metazoa; Chordata; Mammalia; Rodentia; Castoridae
Source: RefSeq, a predicted model, not a curated record
AUCCCUGCUGCUGCAUCGGUCUCCAUCUCCCCCAGCAGAAGGCGCAGCCAUGAAUCCGUUAUUCGGUCCCAACCUCUUCCUCUUACAGCAGGAGCAGCAGGGCCUGACUGGGCCACUGGACCCCUUGGGAGGCGACCACUUCGCAGGGGGAGGGGACUUGCCCCCGGCGCCACUCGCCCCUGUCGGCCCCGCUGCCUACUCGCCGCCAGGGCCCGGCCCGGCGCCCCCUGCCGCCAUGGCACUUCGCAACGACCUGGGCUCUAACAUCAACGUGCUCAAGACCCUGAACCUCCGGUUCCGCUGCUUCUUGGCUAAGGUGCACGAACUGGAGCGCCGGAACCGGCUGCUGGAAAAGCAGCUGCAGCAGGCGCUGGAGGAGGGUAAGCAGGGCCCGCGGGGCCUGACUCGCCGCGACCAGGCCGUGCAGACCGGCUUCGUCAGCCCCAUCCGGCCCCUGGGGCUGCCCUUGGGCACCCGCCCGGCUGCCGUCUGUCCCCCGUCGGCGCGGGUGCUGGGCUCGUCUGCUCGCUCGCCCGCUGGCCCCCUCGCGCCCUCCGCGGCCGGCCACUCGUCCUCCACCUCCACCUCCACCGCCUUGUCUUCGUCGGCCCGCUUCAUGCCUGGCACCAUCUGGUCCUUCUCGCAAGCACGCCGAUUCGGGCCAGGACUGGAGCCCACGUUGGUGCAAGGACCUGGCCUGUCGUGGGUGCACCCUGACGGGGUGGGUGUCCAGAUCGACACCAUCACUCCCGAGAUUCGUGCGCUCUACAACGUGCUGGCCAAAGUGAAGCGGGAGCGGGACGAGUACAAGCGGAGGUGGGAAGAGGAAUACACGGUGCGGAUACAGCUGCAAGAGCGAGUGAAUGAGCUCCAGGAGGAAGCACAGGAGGCUGAUGCCUGCCAAGAGGAGCUAGCCAUGAAGGUGGAGCAGUUGAAAGCUGAGCUGGUGGUCUUCAAGGGGCUCAUGAGCAAUAACCUGUCAGAACUGGACACCAAGAUCCAGGAAAAGGCCAUGAAGGUGGAUAUGGACAUCUGCCGCCGCAUCGACAUCACGGCCAAGCUGUGUGAUGUGGCUCAGCAGCGCAACUGUGAGGACAUGAUCCAGAUGUUCCAGAAGAAGCUGGUCCCGUCCAUGGGGGGGCGGAAGCGGGAGCGCAAGGCUGCCCUGGAGGAGGAUUCCUCCCUGUCGGAGAGUGAUGGGCCCCGCCAGCCUGAGGGGGACGAGGAGGAGAGCACAGCCCUCAGCAUCAACGAGGAGAUGCAGCGCAUGCUCAGCCAGCUGAGGGAGUAUGAUUUUGAGGACGACUGUGACAGCCUGACUUGGGAGGAGACUGAGGAGACCCUGCUGCUUUGGGAGGAUUUCUCAGGCUAUGCCAUGGCAGCCGCAGAGGCCCAGGGAGAGCAGCAAGAAGACAGUCUGGAGAAGGUGAUUAAAGAUACCGAGUCCUUGUUUAAAACCCGGGAGAAGGAAUAUCAGGAAACCAUUGACCAGAUAGAGCUGGAGCUGGCCACAGCCAAGAAUGACAUGAACCGGCACCUGCAUGAGUACAUGGAGAUGUGCAGUAUGAAGCGGGGCCUGGAUGUGCAGAUGGAGACCUGCCGCCGGCUCAUCACCCAGUCGGGAGACCGAAAGUCUCCUGCUUUCACUGCGGUCCCGCUUAGCGACCCGCCGCCGCAGAGCGAGACUGAGGACUCUGAUCGGGAUGCCUCAUCUGACAACUCCAUGAGAUAGGGCCCAACUCCUCCUGGGCCUCCUGCAUCCCUCCCUGCUGGGAGCUCACUGAGGCAAGGCGGGGCUUGCAGAGGGCAUGUCAUUUAUACCACUGCACCAUGGCUGGCUCUGGGGCCUGGGACUCCUCUCUUGGGCUUUCUCCCUCGGUCCUUGACCUCCCCAGGUCUCUGUAGUGUGUGGAGCUAGGUUUGGGCCUAUUCUUUCCAGGCAACUCCCAGCACAGUUGGGGCUCUCCUGCCUUCACAUGCGGGUGUCUGCUACUUCUCCAUCUUUGGGAUGCUGCCAGAGUGCUUGUGGCCCCUCACUUCUCCACUGUGUAAGAAACGUGAAUGUGGGAACUGCCCUCCGCCCCUGGGGACUAUAGCCCACUUACUGUCUUUAAUUCUGAGCUGGUGCUAACUGGCCCAGGAACUGGUAUGAAGUGGAUUCAGCUGGCGUUUUCUAGUGUCUUGUGCAACACACACAACUGGAGGGGGCUUCCCUCCAGCAUGGGAAAGGAGGACUGCCCAGGGCGCUCUGUUGGGCUGUCCAUGUGCUCCCUGCUGCCUACCUGCUGACUACAGUGUAUGUGGCUGCAACCCUUCCUUCAGAUAAGUGCCACACAUUAAAGGGACCUCCAUCUUAAAGGGAAGAAGCUCUUGUCUCCUAGUCAGCGGCUGAAUGACAGAAAAAGAAGCUGCUGUGUGUGGGGGGCAUGGGCGUGCAGGUGUGCUCAGAGUCUUUGUUUCUUCAAGCUUCAGCUGAAGAUGUGCCUCCUCCAUCCAUCAUUCAUAAAGCCAACAGGCUAAGAUGUCCCUGGCUUGGAAAAGCUUGGAGAAAGCGGGGAGAUGCAAUUCAGAAUACCUCGGUAUAGGGGACUAUGCUGACAUUUCAAUGGAAUCUUUAAUAAUAAGAAGCAGCAAGUAUUUAUUGAGCACUUCUGUGUCACUGUUUUAAGCACUGAUGUUCACCCUAGAAUCCUAACUGAAGAAUGUGGUACUGUUUCUGUCACCUCCAUCUAACAAAUGCACACAUGUAGUGUGGGUCACAGGUAACUUGCCCAGCAGCCUCCAACUUGCAGAGCAGGGUCUGGGCCCAGCUCCCCAGCUGCAAGCCGGGCCUGUUGCGUCUUACCUAAGGAUACAAAUCCCAACACAUCCCCAUCCAGCUUUCAUCCUUACCGGAAUUUUCAUCUUGUCAUUACUACACUGGGUAUGCUUUUACAUGCCUAGUUUUGCUGGAUUUAAUCUAAUGACCUUAGGAGCUGAGCCCUGUCAUAGCCUUAUUUUGCAGAUACACAUCACAAAGGUAAAUAACUUCUACAGCCAAGGCAGGCUGGUGGUGCAUCCUGCAACCUCAGCACGUGGGAAGCAGAGGCUGUGCCUCCAAACAAAAAACCUACAGAGCUACAAAUGCACACUCAGUAAUACACUGUGAAGUUGGGCAACCAGUCAAGGCCAUACAGCCAUGUGCCAAAGCCCCAACUUCCUGUUUCAGUGUCACCCUCCUGACCUGCCAGACAGCAGUUUUCUGAUAGGGGAGCCAGGUGAAAGUUCUCCCUGUAGUGAGAAAUCUCACGCAGUGGUGGCACUGGCUUUCUGUAGCAACCAGAGGCUCCAAGGGCAGGGCAGAUAUACCUCUGUGAGGAAGGUGCUCUAACCCUGUAUGCCAGCUUCUCUCCCCUCGGCUAUAGG